CUCUGGGGUGGACCGCUACACGCGCACGAGACGCGGCAGAGCAGCGGCAGAGAAAGAUUCCUCUAUGUGUACUGUACACCAUAAUAAUUAUUAGUAUUAAAAUUGUCGUUUGGCGGGUUCGUUGUUAAUAACCGUUUAGCGGGAGAGUAGAGGAUAACUGUGCCGCUGUAACUAGAGUCGCUAUGGCCGCUCUAUCAGGAAGUGAGAUGUGCGUCAAAUACCUGAUGUUCGCUUUUAACCUGAUUUUCUGGCUUGCAGGUACAGGAGUGCUGGCUAUAGGGUUGUGGUUGAGGUUUGACCCAAAGACCAGAGGGCUGUUUGAAGGAGCAGAAUCUCCCCAUAUCUUCUUCACAGGUGUAUAUAUCCUCAUAAUUGCAGGGUCAUUAAUGAUGGUUGUUGGGUUCCUGGGAUGCUGUGGAGCGAUUCAGGAGUCACCGUGUAUGCUGGGGCUGUUCUUCUUCUUCCUCCUCAUCAUAUUCGCCAUCGAGGUCGCUGCUGGAAUCUGGGGGUUCUCCAACCAAAGCAAGGUGGUUGAUGACAUCACUCAGUUCUACUUGGAGACAUAUCAGAACUACCAGAACACUUCACAGGACACACUGAGAGAGACACUCCGUCUCAUACAGACUGGGUUGGACUGCUGCGGACCAACAGGUUCCUUUGGGGACUUUGCCAAAGACACCUGUCCCCCAAGAGAUGGGCUGGACAGCCUCAUCACCAAGAGCUGUCCUGAUGCUAUAGAUGAAGUAUUUGACUCCAAGCUGCACAUCAUAGGAGGAGUGGGCAUCGCUAUUGGAGUCAUCAUGGUGUUUGGGAUGAUCUUCAGCAUGCUGCUCUGCUGUGCCAUUAGGAAGUCACGGGAGAUCGUCUGAUGAUGUUAUCAUUACCAUGACGAUGCCUUUUAAUGUUGCAUGAUGUCAUUCCUAGUCACAUGACUUUUGUUUACUUGUUGAGAAAGGUUGGCCUGAGAGCUAGCAGCUGCCAACCCACUGCCAACGAGUACUUUAGAUCCCCUAACCUCUGUAACAAGGAUCUGCUACACCUGGUGAUCCAGGGGAUUAGCCUGAGGACGGUGCUGCGCAGAAUCAUCCUGUAUCCUAAAAAUCUACUCAUGAAGUGAUCUAGGUUAGCAAAUAUGUGCAGUGCCUUUCUCAGGCUGAUCCUCUCUAACAUGGAAUCUGUCCAGUGCUAAGGUCGAACCUCCUAAACCAUCAUGGUGAUGUCACUGUUCACUGAUUGGCCCUGUGAGAAACUGGUUCAGGAAGUGAAAUAAACAUAACACAUUUGUGAUUUAUGAUGAAUUAAGAGAUCUAUGAAUAGUAGUCUAGAGGUGUCAUAAACAAAUGUUUUUGUAAUAUGAACAGACUUUCAAUUACUACAACUGCUCAAUGAUUUAAAUUAAACUAUUGAUGAAAUAAUGGCAUGACAAUGUAAGCAACAUAUAUUCUACUAAUGAUUGUAAUAAUAUUGUAUUGUGAUCACAUUUCUACCAAAAUAACAUCUGAAGGACCAGGGGCGGUCCUAAGACAACUCCCUAUAGCAAAGCCACUCAAUCUAUACCAUUCCUUAGCAAGAGCCAAUUAAAUCAGCACAUUGUGACAAGUUCCCAAUGAUAUUGCAGGCUGUGGUCUGUGGUGAACGUGGUUCUAAGUGUUAUAGAGGAGCAGCUUGGUCGCUCCAGUACAAGAACCCCUCUUUCUCUUGAUCUCUCUCUCUCUCCCUCUCACACUCUCUCUCCGUACUCUCUUUCUCUACCCAAUUUGAAAACGCCUUGAAGUCUCUGACUCUUUUUAUAAAGUUGAUUUUUAUUUGUGACCAAGUUUUUGGUGAGUUGUAGUCAGUUUUACAGUCUAUUUUGAUCUCUGUUAGAUUACAGUGAAUUUAUAACAUCCAUGCCAUUUCACACUGGUCUGGUUGGUUGGUGCACCAAAACAAAUGAGCCAAAUAAACUGUAACCUCUGAUCCUAA
This is a messenger RNA of Oncorhynchus nerka (sockeye salmon), 1965 nucleotides long. RefSeq names its product CD9 molecule a (gene cd9a). The record is from RefSeq and is a predicted model, not a curated record. Gene Ontology annotation, cellular component: plasma membrane. NCBI's taxonomy places the organism in Eukaryota, Metazoa, Chordata, Actinopteri, Salmoniformes, Salmonidae. The transcript is spliced from 8 exons. Bases 183 to 869 code for a protein of 228 amino acids.